This is a messenger RNA of Paecilomyces variotii, 2820 nucleotides long. RefSeq names its product putative C1 tetrahydrofolate synthase. Gene Ontology annotation, biological process: tetrahydrofolate interconversion. Gene Ontology annotation, molecular function: ATP binding; formate-tetrahydrofolate ligase activity; methylenetetrahydrofolate dehydrogenase (NADP+) activity. The record is from RefSeq and is a predicted model, not a curated record. Gene Ontology annotation, cellular component: cytosol. NCBI's taxonomy places the organism in Eukaryota, Fungi, Ascomycota, Eurotiomycetes, Eurotiales, Thermoascaceae. Bases 1 to 2820 code for a protein of 939 amino acids. The transcript has 5 exons.
AUGGCGGGCACAAAGAUUGACGGUACGGCCAUUGCCAAAGAUAUUCGCGAGAGGUUGAAGGCGGAGAUCGCGAAGACCCAGGAGAUCAACCCCAGGUUCAAGCCCAGCUUGGUGAUCUUCCAAGUGGGCGACAGGUCUGAUUCGAGUACCUAUGUGCGCAUGAAGUUGAAGGCCGCAGAAGAGGCCAACAUUCAAUGCAAGAUUGUCAACUUCCCCGAGUCGAUCACGCAGCCUGAAAUCCUUCAAGAGAUCACCAAGGCCAACAAUGACCCCGACGUGCAUGGAAUCCUGGUGCAGCUGCCCCUUCCCCAGCAUCUCUCGGAGCACGCAGUCACCUCCGCUGUCGCAGAUGAGAAGGAUGUCGAUGGCUUUGGCGCCAUCAACAUUGGUGAGCUGGCCAAGCGGGGAGGGCACCCUCUCUUCGUUCCCUGCACUCCACAGGGUGUGAUGGAACUGUUGAGAGUGAGCGGGGUUGACCCUGCCGGCAAGGAAGCAGUGGUUCUGGGUCGUAGCGACAUUGUCGGAAGCCCAGUCAGUUAUCUGCUGAAAAACGCAGAUGCUACCGUCACUGUCUGCCACUCCAAGACCAAGGACUUGAAGGAUAUCCUCAGGCGCGCAGACAUCGUCGUGGCUGCCAUUGGCAAGCCCGAGUUUGUUAAGGGAGAAUGGCUCAAGCCCGGUGCCGUCGUUAUCGAUGUUGGUACCAACUACAAGGCCGACCCCUCCAAGAAAUCCGGUCAAAGACUGGUCGGUGAUGUCGACUUCGAAUCUGCCGUCGAGGUCGCCUCUCAGAUUACCCCGGUCCCUGGUGGUGUUGGACCGAUGACGGUGGCCAUGCUGAUGCAGAACGUGGUCAACGCUGCCAAAGCGUACUUCAACAAGCAAAAGGACAGACAUAUCACGCCAUUGCCCCUCAAGCUGGUCAAGCCUGUGCCUUCUGAUAUCGCAAUCUCUCGAGCACAAUACCCCAAGCCCAUCACCCAGAUCGCCGCUGAAAUAGGAGUCGCUUCCCAUGAGCUGGAGCCGUAUGGCCAUACAAAAGCCAAGAUUAGCCUCCAGACUCUCGACCGCCUGGCCCAUCGUCGCAAUGGACGAUACAUUGUGGUCUGCGGUAUCACCCCUACUCCUCUGGGAGAGGGCAAGUCGACAACCACAAUGGGUCUCACCCAGGCUCUGGGAGCACACCUGAACAGAAUCGCGUUCGCCAACGUGAGACAACCCAGCCAGGGACCGACUUUCGGUAUCAAGGGAGGUGCAGCUGGUGGAGGCUACAGUCAAGUUAUUCCCAUGGACGAAUUCAACCUACACUUGACGGGAGAUAUCCACGCCAUUACUGCUGCCAACAACCUGUUGGCUGCCGCCAUCGAGACCCGUAUGUUCCACGAGGCCACCCAGAAGGAUGGUCCUCUGUACAGGCGUCUUGUUCCUGCCAAGAAGGGCAAGCGUGAAUUCCAGCCGAUCAUGUUCCGAAGAUUGAAGAAGCUUGGUAUUGACAAGACGAACCCUGAUGACCUUACUGAGGAGGAAAUCCGCCGCUUCGCUCGUUUGGAUAUCGACCCUGAGACCAUUACUUGGCGACGAGUCCUCGAUGUCAAUGACCGACACCUGCGAGGAGUCACCGUGGGUCAAGCUCCUACUGAGAAGGGUCUGAACCGCGAGACGGGCUUUGACAUCUCUGUCGCCAGUGAGUGUAUGGCUAUCCUUGCCCUCAGCAACGACCUACGCGACAUGCGUGAGCGUCUGGGACGCAUGGUCGUUGCGACAUCGAGAAACGGUGACCCCGUCACGUGUGACGACAUUGGUGCCGGUGGUGCUCUUACUGCCUUGAUGAAGGACGCUAUCAAGCCCAACCUUAUGCAGAGUCUGGAGGGCACUCCGGUGUUGGUCCACGCUGGACCUUUUGCCAACAUCAGUAUUGGCGCCAGCUCAGUCGUUGCUGACAAGCUGGCUCUCAAGCUUGCUGGUACGGAACCUGAAGAGGAUCAUGAUGCCAAGACUGGUUUCGUCGUGACUGAGGCAGGGUUCGACUUCACUAUGGGUGGUGAGCGCUUCUUCAACAUUAAGUGCAGGUCGUCCGGUCUCGUCCCUGAUACCGUUGUGAUCGUGGCUACGGUCCGUGCCCUGAAGGUCCACGGUGGUGGCCCCGACAUCUCUCCCGGUGCUCCGCUACCGGAGGUCUACCGCACCGAGAACGUUGACAUUCUCAGGAAGGGCUGUAUCAACCUCAAGAAGCACAUCCAGAACGCCAAGCAAUACGGUGUUCCCGUCGUUGUUGCGAUCAACAAAUUUGACACCGACACAGAGGCUGAAAUCGCUGUCAUCCGCGAGGAGGCCAUCGCAGCCGGUGCGGAAGACGCCAUCCCGGCCAACCACUGGGCUGAAGGAGGCGCUGGCGCAGUUGACUUGGCCAAGGGCGUCAUUGCUGCAAGCUCGAAGCCCAAGGACUUCAAGCUUCUCUACGAGCUUGGCAACACGGUGCAGGAACGCAUUGAGCGUAUCGCACAGUCCAUGUAUGGCGCUGAGAAGGUUGAGUUCAGCGAGCUGGCGCAGAAGAAGGUCGACACCUAUACGAAGCAGGGCUUUGGAAACCUUCCGAUCUGUAUCGCGAAGACCCAGUACUCACUCAGUCACGACCCGGCUCUGAAGGGAGCCCCCACGGGCUUUACGGUUCCCAUCCGGGACGUCAGACUGGCCGUGGGAGCCGGUUAUCUUUAUGCUCUGGCUGCCGAUAUCCAGACGAUCCCCGGCUUGCCGACCGCCCCCGGAUAUCUGAACGUGGAUGUGGAUACGGAGACCGGCGAGAUCGACGGUCUUUUCUAG